Nipponia nippon (crested ibis) is the source of this 1065-nucleotide messenger RNA. The record is from RefSeq and is a predicted model, not a curated record. NCBI's taxonomy places the organism in Eukaryota, Metazoa, Chordata, Aves, Pelecaniformes, Threskiornithidae.
AUGCCGGGACACGGGGCAUCGCGCCCCGGCUCCCGUCCCUACAUCCCCGAGGAUGGAGGCCCCGCGUCCCGGGGUCUCUCCGGCUUUCCUCCAGCCCUGGGCACCGCUGGCAACGCGAACUGGCAGCCCCUGCUGUCCAACCGUGACUGCCAGAUCGACCAGCACCACCGCAACCAAUGCCAGUACUGCCGCCUGAAGAAGUGUUUCCGCGUGGGGAUGAGAAAGGAAGCCGUGCAGCGGGGCCGGAUCCCCCCCACCCACUCCAGCACCAGCCCCAACACCAUGCCCAGCGGGGAAUACUUCAACGGGCAGCCGGUGUCGGAGCUCAUCUCGCAGCUGCUGCGGGCUGAACCCUACCCCGGCUGCGGGCGGACCCCUCCCGCCGCCCGCUACGGCUCGCAGUACGCGCAGCAGGGCAGCGUCAUGGGCAUCGACAACAUCUGCGAGCUGGCCGCCCGCCUCCUCUUCAGCACGGUGGAAUGGGCCCGGAACAUCCCCUUCUUCCCCGAGUUGCCCGUCUCCGACCAAGUGGCCCUGCUACGGCUCAGCUGGAGCGAGCUCUUCGUCCUCAACGCGGCUCAGUCGGCAUUGCCGCUGCACAUGGCCCCGCUGCUGGCCGCUGCUGGCUUCCAUGCCUCCCCCAUGUCAGCCGACCGCGUCGUCUCCUUCAUGGACCAGAUCCGCAUCUUUCAGGAUCAGGUGGAGAAGCUCAACCGACUCCAGGUGGACUCGGCCGAGUACAGCUGCCUCAAAGCCAUCGCGCUCUUCACGCCGGACGCCUGCGGCCUCUCGGACCCGGCGCACGUGGAGAGCUUGCAGGAGAAGGCGCAGGUGGCCCUCACCGAGUACGUGCGCUCGCAGUACCCCUCACAGCCCCAGCGCUUCGGCCGGCUCCUCUCUCGGCCCGCCCUUGUGCGCCUGCCGGCUCCCCGGGCCGUGCCGGCCGCCCUCAUCUCCCAGCUCUUCUUCAUGAGGCUGGUGGGGAAGACGCCCAUCGAAACACUAAUCAGGGACAUGCUGCUGUCCGGGAGCACCUUCAACUGGCCCUACGGGACGGGGCAGUAG